Chrysoperla carnea is the source of this 1327-nucleotide messenger RNA. RefSeq lists its product as uncharacterized. The coding region runs from base 77 to 988 and encodes 303 amino acids. The transcript has 2 exons. Lineage: Eukaryota; Metazoa; Arthropoda; Insecta; Neuroptera; Chrysopidae. The record is from RefSeq and is a predicted model, not a curated record.
CAUCAAUUAAGGACGUUGCGACAAAAAUUACGUUUUCUUAGCAUCAUUUUUAAAUCGUUUAUAUGCAUUCUCAUUAAUGCCACAUAAGCAGUUGGCAGUAUGCAGUAUUAUUAUUUCCAAAAUUUGGUUAUCAAACGCUUCAACCGAUGUUUCUAACCGAAGAUCACGAAGUGCUCGACCAUUCAACAAUUUCAACGAAUUACGACGAGUAUUAAUGGGAAUGGGAAGCCCAAAUCGUGCAAAAGUUGUAAAUUUAAAUGAAAGUAGAAUCAAUGGGAUACAAAAACAUCAUUCUAGACAUCCUUCUAAAACGAACAAUAAUCUAUAUAAAGGUAAAAAACAAGUAAUGGGCAAAGAUAUGACAAUUAUGAUGUAUCCACCUAACAUGCAAGGCUUCCCAGGGAUGGGUGGCUCACCAGGCAUGUCUAGCGUACACCCACAACUUCAAGAAAACUCAAAUGAAAAUAUUCCAGUAUAUGUUCCACCUUACUUAGAUGAAGAAAAUUCAGAUGAAGACGAUUCAGAUGAAGAUGAUUCAGAUGAAGAAGAUUCAUUUGAAAUAAGUCCAAUUGCUUCCUAUUAUCCAGAAGAAGAUUCCAAUGAAGACGAUUCAGAUGAAAUAAUUCCAGAAUAUAUUCCACCUUAUUUAGAUGAAGAAGGUUCAGAUGAAGAAAGUUCAUUUGAACCUUCAUAUGAUCCACAUUAUGAAGAUUCAGAUGAAGAAGUUCCAUUUGAAGUAAAUCCACUUGCUUAUUAUCCAUCAUUUUUAGAUGAAGGAGAUUCAGAUGAAGAAGAAUCAUUUGAAAGAAAUCCAUUACUUUCAGAUUAUUUAGACGAUGGUAUUUCAUUAUUAAAUUGGCCAGGGAUCAGUCAGACUAGACCCUAUCCCUUUGACCUUUGGCCUAGUCUAAAUCAUGGCAUAGGCGGCGCCUCGAGUAGUGAGGCAAAAGAACGUUGCCAGAUAAAAAUCAAUAUUAAAAAUAAUUAGAGUUCGAAGAAAGAUCAUUGAUGUAUUUGCUUUAAUAGUCAAUUUAAUUUUUUGUUUGAUUUUUCCUUCGAGUACGUACUUUCUGCUUCUGUUGAGAGACAGAAAGUCCGAAAUUUAUGCUAUGGUACCAAAGCAUAAAUGUCAGACUUUCGGCCUCCUAAAAGAAACCGCAAGCACGUACAUUUGGCCGAAAAUAAAGAAAAGUAGUAUACAUCACACGGGCAGAAAGCUUGAGAGCUCUGAUCUGCGCGCCAUCAUAUUUUUCUGCCCUUGUAGAGUAAUAUACUAUUUUACUACUUUUUAAUUAUGCAAACAAAAUUAGAAUUCUUGUUGCUGGAU